AUGAAGUUUGUUUCGCCUCAGUCGAGAGGCUCCUCCCCCGCGCUCCUCCUGCUCCUGCUCAUCUGGGGACCGAGAGCAAGUUCGGAGAAGGGAGUGGGGCAGACGUGGAUAGGGGACUCGUUCCUGGAGAUAGAGAUAGAGAGGGUCCCCCGAGAGUUUCGGCAUGGAGAGGUCAUGAAUGUUGCCGUCACUAUGGUGGGCGAUGGCCGAUCCCUCGCUAUGGGCGCUUCACCAUCCUUCAUCGUGUUUAUCGACCACAGCCCCAUCAAGGACGAGGACGGCGCUACGACUAUCCACAAGUUCCCACCCCUCAACCAGUACAACGAGUCAGGGUAUACCUUGCAGCUCCUGCUCACUCAGCUGGCGGAGGGCUGGCACUGGAUCUCUGUGGGGGUGUUGGACCUCGAUCAAACCUCGCACAGGGUGGUGUACGAGAUAGGGCUGGACUUCACUGUAGUCGGAGCCUUCUCUUCCAUGGAGCAGGAUGCGCUCAAGACUUCUGUCUCCAAGUGCAUCGCCCCCAGCUCUACCAGCCAGGGUUGUCGAGACUAUGUUCAGCUGCGACUGUCUCCCCUCUCCCCCUUCCUCACCCGGACUGAGCUUGCUAUGCUCAAGAACACGGCAGAGUCUUACUUCGGCCACGUCAUCGACGAAGGCCUGCUAGAGAUGUUCCCGUGGGAUUACGAGAAGAGCGCCUUCGAAUCAUGUGCUGUCGUUGGAAGCUCAGGGCACCUGCUGGGCUCAGGAUUCGGACGAGACAUCGAUGUCCACGACCUCGUCAUCAGGUUCAACGACGCGCCAGCUGGAGGAGAGUACGAGAGCGACGUCGGUAGCCGGACCACCCAUCGCGUCCUCCACUCCUCCGGAAAGAUUUUGGAGUUCCUGCAUGCAAACCUGGAGGAGCUCACUCGGAAUAACGAGACCCUCCUGUUCCGUGGGGACUGGAAGCCAGACAUUGACAAGUACUUCCAGCUGAUCCACCCGAUCGUCGCUGAGGAUGUUUGCAACGAGAGCAAGUGCGGUCGGAUAAGGAUCUUCUCCACUUACUUCAACCUCCUCGUGUGGCGAUGGAUCGGAGCCAGGGGGGCAGACUGCGUACCCUCGAGCGGCAUGAUCGGCAUCAUGUGGGCCCUGCAGUCUUGUCUGCACGUGGACACCUAUGGCUUCGGACGGCACCCCUCCGUCAGGCAAGGUCCUCGAACGAGGUACAAGUACUACGGAGAGGUGUACGACGUUGGAGACGCAGGUCACAACUGGAACCUCGAGGAGGAACUUCACGACCGUCUGCAAGCAGCAGGCCUACUUGUUCGGAACUUCGGAUGA
Guillardia theta CCMP2712 is the source of this 1323-nucleotide messenger RNA. RefSeq lists its product as hypothetical. NCBI's taxonomy places the organism in Eukaryota, Cryptophyceae, Pyrenomonadales, Geminigeraceae. Bases 1 to 1323 code for a protein of 440 amino acids. Gene Ontology annotation, molecular function: sialyltransferase activity. The record is from RefSeq and is a predicted model, not a curated record. The transcript has 6 exons.